Molecule: messenger RNA, 5202 nt
Organism: Alternaria burnsii
Lineage: Eukaryota; Fungi; Ascomycota; Dothideomycetes; Pleosporales; Pleosporaceae
Exons: 2
Coding region: 1-5202 (1733 amino acids)
Molecular function (GO): protein binding
Source: RefSeq, a predicted model, not a curated record
AUGGAUCGAUUACGGAAAAAGAUCAGCAACAAGUACAAAGGCCGCAGUCAAGAUGGACAGAUCAGCAGCUCGACACAAGCAGUGCCCUAUGCUCCGAAGGUCGAAACUGCUUAUACUGGCCAAGGACUAGAGCUCAAUGGAAACAUAGUACCUUUAGAUACUGUCGCUGGCGCGCAGAAGCCGGCAUCUGUUCAGAUCGAUGUUGUCCCACAUGGAGAAACUAGCCUUCAACACAAUGGUAGUAGUAGUAUUUCCCAGGAAUUAGUUGGGAGGGGGCGCCUUCAGAGUAGCGACCAGGCUAUCUCAACGACUCCUACUGAUCCGGAACGACGUCGCAGCAGUAAUCUAAGCCCUCCACCAAGCUCAAUAGGAUCUGGACAUCGCUCAGGUAGCUUCCAAAGUACUACUUCAAAUUUUGUUGCUGUAUCGAAUGGAUCCCAUACCAGGUCUAACUCCGAACAAAGACGCAUGAAUCCCUUAGGGCUUACCGUCAUCUAUGAACCCGAGCACGGUCAUUCUUUAGAUAUUGUCCUUGUCCAUGGCUUGGGUGGGUCGAGUCACUCUACCUGGUCCAAGGAUCAUGACCCGAACUACUUUUGGCCCCAUCUCUGGCUUCCAAACGACAUUGGCUCAGCACGGAUACUAUCGUUCGGAUAUGACGCAGACUGGAAGUCGACUUCGUCACGCACAGUACUCAACAUCACAGAUUUUGCGAAAGAGCUGUUGUUCGCUAUGAGAUUCACCAAAGACGAGAAUAGAGACCUGGAAGAUUUGGGUAUUGGAGAUGUCCCAAUCAUCUUCAUUGUUCACUCUAUGGGAGGUCUUGUAGUCAAAAAAGCCUACAUCUUAGGCCAGAGCGACGACGAAUACUCCGAAAUGCUCAAGUCCGUCAACGCCAUCAUGUUCUUGUCUACACCGCACCGCGGCUCAAACCUGGCCGAAAUACUCAAUCGUAUACUCUCAGCCUCGCUUUUGAGGUACUCUCCCAAACAGUACGUCGCAGACUUGCAGAAAAACUCACCGGCAUUAGAGGACAUCAAUGAGCAAUUUCGUAAGUUCGCUCCGAAACUUCAGAUUGUCUCUUUCUAUGAGACGCUCGAAACUGCUGUCGGCCCCAAAAAGGUCAGGAUCUUGGAGAAGGAGUCUGCUAUCCUAGGAUAUCCUGGAGAAAUAUCAAGAGCUAUGAACGCAGAUCACCACGAUGUAUGCAAGUACUAUAGUCCUCGUGACACCAACUACAUUAGCAUGCGAGAUGUCCUGAAGACUUUGGUAGAUCGUGUGCGGACGAUGGGAAUCAGCUUCAGGAGGUCUUCCUCCGCUUCUUCCUCCGCUUCAGAAGCCCUAGAGGCCCUCCUCUCCAUUCAAGAUCCACCUAGCGACGAUUACAGCUUCUUUCAUGAUCAAUGGAUGCCAGGUACUUGUGAAUGGAUACUGCAGGAGAAAACGUUCCAAAACUGGAUGGAAGAUACCACCCAAAGCUCGAUACUAUGGUUGCAUGCGCUUCCGGCUAGUGGUAAAUCUGUGCUCUCAUCUUUUAUCAUCGAUGAAAUCCAGGCACAGAAUCAUACGUGUCAAUAUUACUUCUUCCGAUUCAGCGAGCAAGCCAAGCGAACGGUCAAUGGUUGCCUCCGAUCUAUGGCCUUCCAACUAUCUCAGGAGAUACCCCAAUAUCGGAGGCGAUUGAGAGACUUGUCGGAAGAAGGGCUGCGUUUAGAGAAGACUGAUGCUAGAACUGUCUGGAACCGACUAUUUUCCAAUGCACUUCCAACAUUACGGCAAGCCGACCCUUUGUACUGGGUUAUAGAUGGUUUGGACGAAGCCGAUUUACCCCAGUUGUUGUUGAGUCUACUUAAAGGCUUGCAAAGAUCAGCGAUACCGAUAAAAUUAUUGGUAAUGAGCCGCGACACUCCAGAACUUCGUUCUGAGUUUGACAACUUGGGAAACUCAGUGCCUGUGGACAUUCUUCCCAUAACAUCCAAAUCUCAGCGUGAUGUUCAAGCUUACGUCGAGAGCCGUAUGAAUACACCGAGAUGGAAUGAGGAUUUCAAGAUAGAAGUGACGGGCAGGAUCUUGGAACGCGCAGAAGGCAAUUUUCUCUGGGUGCACCUUGCCAUCAAAGAGGUUCUCAAACGUCACACUAGCGAUGAUAUCAGACAAGCACUAGAAAACAUGCCUCCUGGCAUGGAAGCUAUGUACCAUCGCAUGGCUAUUGACAUAGCUAAAGACAUGGGUCCCACAGACAAGCAACUUGCGCAGCGCAUACUGACAUGGGCGAUGUUUGCUCGCCGAGCUCUCACUCUAAAGGAAUUGGAAGAAGCGCUCCGGCCUUCUUUCAACAGGAUCCUCGAUCUACGUAGCACCAUCGCUGCAACUUGUGGCUUCUUCGUUGUCGUGGACAUGAGCGAGAACGUCACCAUGAUACAUCAGACUGCGCGUGACUAUCUUACGCAUGCAUCUGAGUUGGAUUUAUUUAUCGAUGCUGAUGAGACUCACGUUGAGUCUUUCCGUCAAUGUAUGGCCUGUCUGAUGGACGCUGGAAUCCGCAGCAAACUCAAUCAGACUAAUGCAGAGCUCAAACGCGACUUCGUUCACUACGCGGCAACAUCUUGGUCCUACCAUCUGGGUCUUUCGAAGCGUAUCAGCUCCGCAGCCUUGUUAACUCUGGUACAGUUCUUGCGCAGAUCUCAUGUGCUUACUUGGAUCCGCAUCCUUGCAUCUUUGCGACAACUCAAAGUCCUCGUAUACGCUUCGCGCACUUUGACGGAGCUCAUUAGCAGCAAAAGAACUUCAAGAUUCGAGAUUACUCUUGACGAAGACCAGAGGGAUCUCUUACGCCUUUGGGCUAUAGACUUCGUGAAGGUUGUGGGAAAGUUUGGUUCUACUCUCUUGUAUGACCCCGCAUCCAUCCAUAAUUUCAUCCCGGAGUUUUGUCCCCAGAGCUCCAUGGUCCACUGUCAGUUCGCAAAACAGAAGACAUUUCGCUCCAUAUCAGUCUCCGGUAUCACCAACAAGAAAUGGGAUGAUUCGGUUGCGCAUAUGUCGGUCAGAAGACACCGGCUGUCAAAGUUGAUAUGCUCUCGUGGUCAUGUCGCUGCAGUCGCCACGGACCAUCAAUCACAUGGCUUGACGCUGAUCUGGAGUUCUGUCAACUUCGAGAAGAAGCUUUCACUUAUUCAAGGAGAGUACAUCACAGCAUCCUGUUUUGAUUCCACUGGGACAAGGUACCUUUCGUGUGGAGUCUCGCGUAUGAAGAUCUGGGAAAUUCCAUCUGGCCGUCUUAUCUUGUCAGUUAAUAGUCCUAAUGAUACCACAGUCUUAGGUGUCACGUUCAGCAAAGACAGGACCAGAAUACUGGCGGCAUGCGAGAACAAGACCGUCCAAAUGCUGGCGCUGGAUGCUCAACAACCAGAAUGGCAGCUAUUGAGUUCCUUGCAAGAAUCAGAUGUUGCUAGUCUAGGUAACGCCAAUUCACCUUGCGCUAUGGUCUUCAAUCCCGAUGGUACGCAGAUCGCUGUUGCAUAUCGUGGAUUUCCACUAUCAGUUUGGUCCAUUGAAGAACGCCGGAUGAUCGGAAGAAAUUCUCGCUAUGUGGAAGGCCGAGGCUUCAAUGGGAUAAUUUGGCCAGGAGUCGACACCGUAUCUUGGAACGCACGCUAUGGCAGUAUCCUGGGGAAGUACAGCGACGGAUGUGUAUUCAAAUGGGAUCCAUACGAACAGACAAACGAUGAACUACGCACGGCUGCUAGCUUGGUCCGAUGUAGUCCUGAUGGCUUGUCAUUCGCGACAUGCGACAACAGCGGGGUCGUUCGCCUUUUCAACUUCCAGAACUUUGCUAUGCUAUAUCAAUUGAGGUGUGAUGCGCCUCCAAGAGCGCUCACAUUCAGCCCUGACUCCCGUCGCUUUUACGAGAUACGCGAUACCGUAUGCACUGCCUGGGAGCCAGCUGCACUCGCUGACUUGCAGGAGACGGGGGACCAAUCCGAGGAUCAAUGGGAAACACAGAGUGACAUCUCGACUCUGAACGAAUCUAUCCAAGUUGUUGAAGAAGAGGACAGAAUCACAGCUCUGGCUGUGGCUUCGCACAGCACAUUCUUCUGUGCCGGUAAUGAGGUUGGAGAGGUCGAUCUGUUCAAUGCGGAAGGCAUGAAGAUAUUCAACAUGUGGAAUUCUCCACGUUAUAUGAUGAUAGACUUGUUGGUAUGGGACAACAGUGGUAAACGUCUUGCCAUUGCAGAGUUGGGUGGAGACGUUAGCGUGAAGCAGGUCUCUCCACCUUCUACUGGCAGCGAUGUGAAGUGGAAUGUCCAGCCAAUUCUCAAUCUCAACAUAUCGUCAGAACUGGGUACUGUUCAACAACUGCUAUUCAGCCAUGAUGGAAAAUUUCUUCUCCUGGUCAGGCAAAACGCUGUACAGGUGUGGUCACUAGAGGACAAAAUAUUGAUCAGUCAAUACCAGGGAAACAGCGAAACAGGUCAGCAUUGGAUUAAUGAUCCGACCGAUCCGCAAUCACUGCUUGCCUUCGAUUACGGAGGCAUAAGUCGUUUCUCAUGGGCUAGCUUGGAGGCAGCGAAAUCCAUACGUUACGACGACAUAAACAACAGCAUCGAUAAAACGGCUCGCAUACCAUCAGGAUCGAACCAUCCAGUGGACCGAAACCAAAGAGCAGCCAGAGCUUCUCCAGAUUUGAACUACCAGACUGUGAAUGCAUAUCUAGCUCAAGACCAAUCUCACGUCGUUGUGGAAAGAACAACGAAGUCAGCACCCCAAUCUCACAUCAUACUGAGAGUUUCUGAACUUGACUCAAUCCUUCGUCUAAAAAGUACCGACGCAACAGUCUCAUCGUUUCCAGACACAGCAGUCCGUCUUAUCCCAGAAGAAGUCACAAAACUAGUCGAAGUCUCGCUCGGCGUGCUGGCGAAAGACAGGUUCAUCUUUCUUGACCAAGACUUCUGGAUCUGCACCUGGAAGAUCGGAUCCAUAUAUGCAAAAGACGAGCCUGCAACUGCAGGUAGCACGGCGGCCUCGAAGCACAUGAACAAUGUGGAGAAUGCGGGCAUUGUGAAGAAACAUUUCAUGUUGCCACGUCAUUGGCUCAAUGAGGAAUCCUUGCCAUUGCUACGACUUGUAGAGUCUGGUAAACUGUUUUGUCCCAAAGGCGAUGAGGUAGCUGUGAUAGGUACUCGAUUGGCAUUUGCGUGGUGA